GUUCUUUAACGUCAUUGAUUUUCAGGAUUGUGUUAGGAAGAUAUAUAUAUAUAUGCCCAUCUAUUUUUCUAGACACAUUAUAGUGGAAGGAUAAAGUCGAAGUCCGGCCAAAAUUAUUUAUCAUUUUCUUGUUUUUUUCUUUUGUUAAAUUUCGCUUUAUUUUUAGCUUUUGAGCUGAAUUAAACGAUGAGCUGUGGAUCCGAGGAAUGCAUCAAAGUGAUCGUUGUGGGUAAUUGUGGUGUUGGGAAAACGUGUCUACUACAUCGUUUUGUUUGUUGUAGCUUUAUUGAUCUAUAUACCAAGACAAUUGGGGCUGAAUUUCUCGAGAAAGAUGUCUUUUCUAGUGAAUCCCAGAUUGCGGUAAAACUCAUGCUAUGGGACACGGCUGGGCAGGAGACGUCCAGCGCCCUUACCCAGGGCUAUUACUAUGGAGCCGGUGCCGCGGUCCUUGUGUUUAGUACGGUGGAUCAUGAUAGCUACACUGAUGUGGCGAAAUGGAAGCAAAAAGUAGAGUUCGUUUGUGGACCCAUUGUGAUGGUGCUCUGUCAAACCAAAUAUGAUCUCUUUCAUGAAUCUUCUGUUACAGAUAGAGAGGCUGUAGGGCUAGCUGAGGAGUUUCAGCUUCCGUUGUUUCGUGUCUCUAGCAAGGAUAACUUUAAUGUUUUUCAGUUAUUCGAGUUCAUCGUUCAGCAGUGUCUUGUAGUUGAAGAGAUUGAUGGGUCUGAAAAGUUCUCAAGUCAAUUCAAAGCCUUAGACACGGAAAGUGGAUGUGCCGUAAAUCGCGCUAAGGAAAGUGAAUAUCGAGCCAGAAAAUCGCAUAAAGAUUCGCUUGAUUCAGGUCUAGUUCUGCAAAAAGUGACGACCGCCGUCCCGAUUAUUACAGAUGGACAUACUUAUAGACCUGCGUCAGACUUUUCGGACGUCAAAGCCCAAAUCCCACAAAAAAGACAGAAAUCCACGAAGGAAAAUCAGGAGAGGAUGAAACUACCAUCAUCUUCAGUGUCCAAGAAAAACCGAAGGUGCAAAUGCACGCUUGUUUAAUAUUUUUUUUUGUAAUUUGCUAUAGUUUUUAGCUUUCUAGAGGUUUGUGACCAAUUUAGUUCCUCUUCUAAUUAUAUAUAUGCUCUCAUGUUAGCGUUAUAAUAAUUAUUAUAAGGCCAUCAUGGAAGCGCCCAAAAGGAGUUUAAAAAAACCAAAGAGCCAUAACGGCAUGAUUCUCAAUGCCUUAUAGAUUUAUAUGCGUCUUAACAUGUUUUUCUUUGCGUUUGUUUUCUAUUGCCCCCUGUUUUAUACAUUUUUUACUAGAGCAAAGGGAAGACAGGGAAAAUGAUAAUGAGUCUCAAUCUUAAUUAAUCGUUAUUUACUUUAUGAUAAUUACCUAAAUUACAACGCGAUAUUUAUCCCCUUUCAAAGUACAAAUAUCAGAUACUACAAUGAAAUACCCUUUAAAGAGCGUUACGAGAAAGUGGGUACCAAAUAUACAGAACAAGUGUGAGAGGGUCUGUCUUGAUUAACGUUAUUGCUUUUAUAAACUCUUUAUCCUUUUGGUUAGGAUAAAUUUACCCUUAGACAUUAUAGUACGUUACUAAUGAACUCAUAUGAAGGUUACAGGGCGAAGAUUCGUUUGCUUUAGCUAAAAAUGCGGAACAAAUAGAGAAAGAAACUGUACGCAAGAUGAAUCUAGUAAUGCGUAGUGUGUGUAGUGUAGGUAAGAGCAAUUUAUUGUCUCUUUUCGUUGAGUAUCCACUUUUUUCUGUUUACAAGGCCUCUUGAAGUUACUGUAACAAUACUAUACUUCCUGGAAGAAGUCUGCGCUUCUCAUGGGAGCACCAGGGUGAAUAUUUUGAAUAUUAUUGAUAGCGGUGAAUCAACACUGGGAGCCAUUCUUACUAUUAUGCCUCAUAGUGCAACAGCUUGAUUUGAGCAAUUCUUAAAAAUGGUUUUGUGUAUGUCUGAUGCACAUAAAAUUGACUAAUAUCGUGACAGCCAUCUAGUUAUUUUUCUGAUAAAUUGCAUUCAUCCUAGAACGCUGGACCACGCUGUUUAGGGAGUGCAACACGUUCCGUACAACUGCUGCAUUGCUUUUACACUAAACUUCAGAGUUGUACCUAAGGAAGCGCACAAUAUCGAUCUGGAUGAUGCUACUGAAGCGUGUAUGCAGUUUAAGUGUACCACAAUGCCCUUUCUAUUUCAGAUUCUUGAACGCCGUUCUCCCUCACUUUUGUUUUCUAUUCAUGCCUUUGUUGUGUCAAUUAGCGCCAGGAUUGGUUUUAACAUCAGUGGCCUCCUUGCAUGGCUCAAGGCUCUAAUGCACUCCUGAGCACUGUUGCGCGGGAGAAGCGCUUGCGUGAACUGCACACUGAAUUCAUGACGGUGACAAUGCGCAUUCUAACACAAUACUUCUAUUCUUGUCAGCCGUCUCAAUUUACUAGAUCCCUGGCAACCCUGCCUCAAGACAAACCUUAGAGAAGGACGUCGGAAGCGUUAAAGAUCUUUAAGAUAUAUUUCAUUGAUUUGCUUUCCGUUCUGUUGAAUUCAAAGAAGGCUACUCAGGAUGUCGGUGCUGAUUUUUUUUUUAUGAAGAUAUUUUAGGGGACAAGCACGGAGAUAUGGAACGGGUGAAUUUUGGGGAAAAAAGGUCUGUGGUAUCGAUAGUGGCCCUAGGUAACCACUUCUCGAACACUAUAAUAGAAUUACAAGGGGAUCAAAUUCGCACAGCAAACGUGCAAAUUGAAUAAUGACUUCCGUCGAACGUAUAUCCAGCAUAAACUUUUUUCAGAUCAAAUCGCCUCCAGGAAUCACUUGAAAUGUAGAAGCAAGUUUUGCUACAUUAAGUUUUCUGUUGUAAAUCCUCCUGCAUAUCGUGUAAUAUGAUAUUGACAACAACUAUAACACAUCUUCUGUAGUUCAACAGUAACAUGACUACUGCCGUAACAACAAUGUAGGUAUGUCUCUCAAGAGAAUAUAACUCCUAGACACUGUUCAUGAUAAGAGUACACCCUGUAAUUUUUUUUUGCCUGCAACUAGGAAACGACGAGGUUACGGAAGAUAUUUAUAAAAUGAUCAGGUCAUUGAGUAAGUGGUCAGAACCAAUACGUAUUGAUUUUGGUAGCAUAUGAUGCUAGUAAAUGGGCCCCUGCAUUCAUAUUAUCUCUGGCCGCUGAAAACAUGCCCACCGAAUUUCACACAACAAUUGUUUUUUUGUUUGUCAGGACAAUAUCACAAGCAAGGUAUUCGAUAUGUCAGCCAUGGUAAAACAAAUGGAAAUUGCACUGGCAUUUACCAGUGUAAGUCAAGUUAAGUCUGAACGCUAUGAGUCCGAUCGAGUGAACAUUUUAGAAGAGUCAACGGAAUCAAAGAAAUUCGCAGUACAAUUCCCUUAAGUGUCCACCAAAAAAAAGUACAAACUCUAUUUUCAGUUGCAAUAUUUAUUAUUGUACAAAUCUAGAACUUCGUUUUCCGAACUUCGAGCUUUUCCUUCAUUAGGACAUGUUUUGUAUCACGAAAAUGUUCUAACAAGAGAUAAAAAAUUCCAAUUUACGUAUGUUGUUCUUUUGCUGCAGUAUCAGGAAGAGGGUUGCCUUGGAAUCAAUGUGACACUUGGUCUGAUAUAAAUAAUCCCCUUUGUAUUUUUCAAAUCACUAUACACAUCAGUAUAUGAACAUAUUUUCAAUAAGCUUACACAGAAGAAAAGAUGAUAAAUGUAUAGAAUACUCGUAGCCUUUAUCCCCUUCCCCCCCCCCCCCUCCCGCUGACACACACAAAAUGAAUAAAAAAUUUGUCAAAAUCAAAAGCUUUAGGUCUUUUCUUUAAUGUGAAUCAACUGACAUGUGAAAAAUAUUAAGCUGUUUUUCCUUGUUCUGGGUAUCGAUAUCAUUAAUACAAAUUUCUAUCUUAGAAAGCUAUGCAGUUUGGAUAUUAUAUUGAUCAUGUUAUUUGUGCAAGUAACAUGCGAUGUAUUAUAAUUGGGAAUAUAUGGUUCAGUAACUUUGAUAUCCACAUUUAUGUUAUUGAGAAUUUUCCUAUGUAAAUAAAGCGAACAAUUCCCAAAGGUGUGGUAACAGUGCUGAAAUUAUAUGAGCUUCAGAUUCCGUUGUCAACGAAUUUAGGAUGACUCGUUGAACUAUGUACACAAAAUGGAUGCCCAUAUUUAUUGGCAGUUAAAACCAAUGGGAUGCUAGUCAUUUUUCCCCAUCGUUUACUAUUCAUAAAGUAGGAUACUUCCUAUUUGAAAACUUACCUUUUGAUCGAACGCAAAGCAAAUUUUCGUAUUCUCAAACUUUUUUAUGGAGUUUUUCAAAUCCUUCAUAUUUUGAUCAAGUGUUUGUGACUAAAA
This is a messenger RNA of Phytomonas sp. Hart1, 4336 nucleotides long. The record is from the annotation of a GenBank genome assembly. Lineage: Eukaryota; Euglenozoa; Kinetoplastea; Trypanosomatida; Trypanosomatidae.